AUGGAGGUCGCCAUGCAAGAGCUGCUGCCAGAUCCCGUGCUGGAGAACGUGGGACGGCACCUGCCGCUGAAUGGCAUGCGCACCUGCCGCCUCGUGUGCAAGCGCUGGGCGGCGGUGAUUGGCGAGAGCGUGACGGCUGUGGGCAUCACUCCGGAGCAGCUGCGCGCCAUCGUGCUGAGCGAUGACGCGACACAGGGGGAGCUGCAGCUCGUCCUGCAGGACCAACAGCCUCACAGGCAGCGGCAGCUUCAGCAGCACGCGCAGACAGCGCCCCUGCCUCGCCGGCUGACCUGCGCUCCGUGCUGGGUGCUUGAGCUGCACCUGGGCGCCCUGCCGGCUGACCCUGCGGCGUGGGGUGACCUGGCAGUGCUGCCACAGCUGGCGACGCUGCUGCUGCCCAGCCCGAGGCCGCGCCUGCCGGCCGCCGCGCUGCCGCACCUGGGACUCCUGGCAAGCCUGCGGGCCCUGCAGCUCAGCGUGGCAGGGGCGGCGGCGGCGGGUGGCGUCGGGCUGCUGGCGGGCCCGGGCAUGGCGGUGGCGGGCUACCCUGAGGAUGUGGUUGCGGAGCGGGUGGCGGCGCUGUCGGCGCUGACGGGCCUCACGCACCUCGGCUUGCACGGCAACGCGUUGCCCACGCGCUCCCUCAGCCGUGCCCUCGGGGCCCUCACCAAUCUCAGGGACCUGUUUGUGGCGGGUGCUGUGGUGGUGGACAUAGAGGCACUUGCGCGGCCCGAGGGCCUCACUGCCCUGGAGCGCCUGGCAGUGCCCCAGCAGCUGCUGCUCUGGGAGGUGGAGCUGCUGGCGCAGCACUGCAGGCGGCUGCGCCACCUGGAGAUGUGUGGGACGUGGGAGGGCUGCGCCCUGGAGGGCGGGGACGACGGCCCCGUCUCCAGCCUGCUCCCACCGCAGGCGGCAGGCGGCGCAGAUGCAGCAGCAGGAGACAUGCUGGGUGCUGUCGCGCCAGUGGCGGGGCCCUGGGGUCUCAUUGGCGGGGCUGCCGAUCAUGCUGGCACUGGUGGCGAAGAACGGGGGCAAGGCGUUCACGUUGCUGGUGCAGGGGCGUGGCAUGCCACCCCUGCCAUUCCUGCCUGGCUCUGGCAGGAGCUGUCAUCAGUAUCCUCAUGGCAGCAGCUGCUGUGCGAUGGCUGGGAGGCCCUGCAAUGCCCUGGGGGGCUUGACGCUGCGGCGCUGCCACGGGACCUGGCGCGUAUCCUGGGCGUAGCGGGCGCGGCACGUGUGCACAGGCGCAGCGCUGCCACCAACAAACGUGUGUCAUCAGUCGUGCAGCUGUGUGUGCUGCUUGGCCUGCACCGCGCGCUGCACAUCGGCCAUGCCCCAGAUUCACUGGCUCCAGGCGUGGAGCAGGCGGCGCUGUCUGGCAUUAGGCUCCGCAGUGUCGGCCAUCAGGGGUGCACCGUCUCUGGUAUCGCGCUGCUGGCUGCUGUCCUUGACAGCUGUCGGAGGGUGGCGGGCUAUGACCCCGGCGACGUCCUGGCCCUGGAGGGUGACGUGCCCGCGGGCGCUGUGGACCAGCUGCUGGAUGAGGCCUACUCCAACCAGUUCCCUGAGCCAGAGUGUGCAGGGCUGGACGACGGCAGCGACGGCAGCGACAGUGACGACGACGCCUGCUACACCAUACAGCGUGGAGAGGGGCAGCACGAGACCGAGGAGUCGGGCGUCAGCGGCGCGGCUGAGGGGCACAAGUCGCUUUUCGACCGCCUGCAGAACCGCCCGCUGCGCUCGCGUCCGCGCGGCGUGACGAGCGUGUUCACGUGGGCUGGCAACGGCUGCUGCUUGGGGCCUCUAGGGUCCCUGCUGCCUGAGCUGCGUCACCUGAACGUGGCGCUGCCGCCGUCGCUGGCAGGACUGGUGCUGCAGGAGGACGCUGGCGGCGUGGACGGCCUGCCAGAGGCCGCCAUCAGCUUCACGAACGCGCCCUGCAUGGGGCCAGUUGCGACAGAGGUAGAAGGGACGGAUCGUCACCAGCAGCUGGAGCUCAGGGACGUGCAGUCUGCUGACGGCAGUGAAGGCGAGGCACGCGGUGAUGCCGCCGUGCACAGCGUCGCGGGAAUUUCGUCAGCGGCCACGCUGCCUCGCGCGCAACAUUUUGUGUCGCUGCGACACCUGAGCAUUGGCAACCUCACAGCUGAGACGAGCCAGUGGGACCCGUCGGCGCGCCUGGGUGACGCGCUGAUGGCCGCGAUUGGGGAGGGUCUUCCUUCCCUGGAGACGCUGCAGUUUCAGCUGGAGCGCGGUGCCUCUGCAAGCCGCGAGCGUCCGGAGCGGCCUCACUCAGACCACCAGAAGCAGCCCUGCGUUGAUCACCAGCGCCUGGCGGCCGUGUUUUGUGAGCUGCGGGAGCUGGACUGGACCCUGGUCGAUGCAGCCGCCGCUGACAGGCUGCUGGAGGAGGCCCUGCCGCACUGCGGCCGACUGCAAGCGCUGCACAUCAGCGGACCAGGCGCGUUCUACCACACCCCCCUGUCGUCUGCGUUUGAGUACGGCCUCACCUACGGCCUGGAGGCUGGCAGCCUGUUCAUGCUGCCCUGGUCGCGCCUGCUGCCUGCGCUCUUCAGGCGUGGCGGUCCCACGGGCGGCACUUGGGUGCGCCACCUUGCUGGCCUAGCGGCGCUGUCUGAGGUGCACCUCGACCUGCCUCUGCUGCUGCCAUGGCAGCUGCGCGAGCUGGUGGACGCGCUGGUGGCGCGCGGCAGCCUGCACUCCCUGGCGCUGCACGGCGUCACGAUCUCACUGGUCACGCGCCGCGACUGGGUGGUGGCGCAGCUCCGCCGGCUCACGGCCCUCAACCUGCAGAGCAUCAACGUCAGCUUUGGCCGCCACACGCUCGCGGCCCUCCCCAGCUGGAUGCGCCGCGGGACAGGCGCGGGCGGGGGCGGCCACCGGCACGGGCCCCUUGCGCCGGAGCCUGACGCGCGCGACCUGGCGAUGCUGGAGCGGCUGCGCUCCGCCUUCCUGGCCUCCACCCCUGACGUGACCUUUGUCAUGCACACGGGGGGCAUGGAGGAGAGCGUGCAUGCAGAGCCCUGGGGCCUGCCGGUGCCUGAUGGCGGCGGUGGCGGCGGUGGCGGCGGCGGCGGCGGUGGCGGCGGCGGCGGCGGUGGCGGUGGCGGCGGUGGCGGCGGUGGCGGCGGUGGCGGCUGGGUCGACCCUGGCCCUGCGGGCAUGGCGCUAGCAGGCCCCGCCGGCGAAGGUGUGGAACACCAGGGUCCGGGCGGACCCCAGGCGGCGGGUGGUGCCGACGACGGCGGGGCCCCUCCUGAAUUCCAGCUGCCGCUGGCUGUGCGGGUGAUGGCCCACUUGCUGGCGGUGGUGGUCGGCCCCCGUGCUGCAGUCAAGACGCUGGCUGGCGCACUGGCGCCCGCUAUGGGGGCAAACAACUUGGCGCAUCAGUGGCAGGUUCAGGCCAUGCUAAUGGAGGUGGUGGCGGCACAUCAUGAUCCAGAACGCGUGGACCUGCCGCAGGGCGUGCUUGGCUGCUCUCGUGCAGCCUGGGCCUUUGUGGCUGGCGCAAGCUGCGCGCUCGGCGCCGUGGCGCUACCAGUGUGGGCAGCCUGCGCCAAGGCCGCCAUGCAGAAGCAGUCCGCGGUGGCUCGCAGGCCGACGCUCGCCACCGCGCGGCCCUCCAGGCGCCCGGUCGCCGUGAAGGCGGUGGCCCCUGCUCUCGUUAUAUCUGCCAGCACUGCGGCCUCUCUGCUCGUUGGGCGUUUCGCCUUCCUGCCCUUCCAGCGCCGCACCCAGGCGAACUCGCAGAACGUGGGCCCCAAGACCACCGGCAACAGCUACUUCGAGACCCUGUCCCAGGACGCGUCUUUCAUCGGCACCACCAACGACCCCGCGGGCUUCACCAUCAUCGACACCCUGGGCUGGGGCGCCCUCGGCCACGCCGUAGGCUUUGCUUUCCUCGGCGCGCUCAGCUCGGGCGUGAUCCCUGGCGUGAACAACUAA
Molecule: messenger RNA, 3966 nt
Organism: Monoraphidium neglectum
Lineage: Eukaryota; Viridiplantae; Chlorophyta; Chlorophyceae; Sphaeropleales; Selenastraceae
Product: Photosystem I reaction center subunit V
Exons: 15
Coding region: 1-3966 (1321 amino acids)
Biological process (GO): photosynthesis
Cellular component (GO): photosystem I; membrane
Molecular function (GO): protein binding
Source: RefSeq, a predicted model, not a curated record